Molecule: messenger RNA, 2123 nt
Organism: Grammomys surdaster
Lineage: Eukaryota; Metazoa; Chordata; Mammalia; Rodentia; Muridae
Gene: Asb8
Product: ankyrin repeat and SOCS box containing 8
Exons: 4
Coding region: 121-987 (288 amino acids)
Biological process (GO): intracellular signal transduction
Molecular function (GO): protein binding
Source: RefSeq, a predicted model, not a curated record
GUAAACCCGGGGCUGCCGCGGGCCGCUUCUGCUUCCGGGUCACGCCUUGACAGCGGCUUCCCGGCCCGAUCUGCCCCGCGGUUCGGCAGUUUGGAGCAUGUGAACAUCCUCUGAGCCUUGAUGAGUUCCAGCAUGUGGUAUAUUAUGCAGAGCAUUCAGAGCAAAUACUCCCUCUCCGAACGCCUGAUCCGAACAAUCGCCGCCAUCCGCUCCUUCCCACAUGACAACGUAGAGGAGCUCAUCAGGGGGGGAGCAGAUGUGAACUGCACGCACGGCACACUGAAGCCCCUGCACUGUGCCUGCAUGGUGUCCGACGCUGACUGUGUGGAGUUACUCCUGGAGAAGGGAGCAGAGGUCAAUGCCCUGGAUGGUUACAACCGAACAGCCCUCCACUAUGCAGCAGAGAAAGAUGAGGCUUGCGUGGAGGUCCUGUUGGAAUAUGGGGCAAACCCCAAUGCACUGGAUGGCAACAGAGACACCCCGCUUCACUGGGCAGCUUUUAAGAACAAUGCUGAGUGUGUGCGGGCUCUCCUGGAGAGCGGGGCCUCUGUCAAUGCCCUGGAUUACAACAAUGACACGCCACUCAGCUGGGCUGCCAUGAAGGGAAAUCUCGAGAGUGUCAGCAUCCUUCUUGAUUAUGGUGCUGAGGUCAGAGUCGUCAACUUAAAAGGCCAGACACCCAUCUCCCGCCUGGUGGCUCUGCUAGUUAGAGGACUGGGAACAGAGAAGGAAGACUCCUGCUUUGAGCUCCUCCAUAGAGCUGUUGGACAGUUUGAAUUAAGGAAAAAUGGCAUCAUGCCACGAGAAGUGACCAAAGACCAGCAGCUGUGCGAAAAACUGACUGUGUUGUGCUCAGCACCAGGGACUCUUAAAACCCUCGCCCGCUAUGCUGUGCGCCGCAGCCUGGGUCUCCAGUACCUGCCUGAUGCAGUGAAGGGUCUCCCCCUGCCAGCAUCUUUGAAGGAGUACCUGUUACUCUUAGAGUAGCCUGGAGGAAACAUUUCUGCCAUCAUGCAGACAACUCUGGGUGAGGUUUUCUUUGCAGUACUGUCUCUUUGUUGUGGAACACAGAAAAGAACUUGUUUCUGUUGUGUGGUUUAUAGAUUCUGAGGCAACACAUAUCAGUAAUGUAUGUACCACCUCCCCUCCCAUACCAAGCAACCCAACCAAAAAAUUUACCUCACUUCUGUUUCCUGUUUCAUUGCUUAGUUGCCUUUUUAUAUUCAACCCUGCAAAAGAAGUCUUCCCCAAGUCCUCUGUCGGAAACUUUAGUCAGCAGUGUAACUCUGUUUCCUAGGCAGAUGUAAAGUACUUAGAUUACGUGGUUUCCCUCUGGGGCCAUGGUGUAGCAUUGUGAAAGAGUUCCUUCGGAAAAGUUCUAGUUGAUCUGAAGUUUAAGAAAUCCACUCUCCAAUUAACAAGAAUUAUGUUCCAAGGAUGAGUGCUUAAACUUCAGACAGGGUGUGGAUUCAGAACCUGGCAUUCAGGAGCACUGGCUCUUUCCCAUGUGGUACCCAGGGGUUAGUCAUCCAGCAGUGGGACUUCACAGGGAUAUCUGGCUGCUCCCCAUGAGAAGAGACACAAAUUCCCAGCAGUCUCAGGAUUGCCGGGCCAGCCUUCUAAUGCGGCUCUUUCCCUGAAAGCUUCUUUGCACUAAUGAGCUGAACAAAUGUCCUGUACCUCGAUUAAGGCCUCUCUAGUAAGGGUGGAGAGUGGGCAGCACUACCUUCUCCAGAGAGCUCCGUUCCCUAAGAGUUUGCAGUUGGUUUUUUCCUCCUCUUGGAACCUUUGCUUUUUGUUGAGCUAUAGAAAAUGGUGGGGUAAGUGGAGCCGGGGACGGAAUACAAAAGCGGUUCUUUGGCACUGGCCCGCCUACCCUAAAAAGACCCAUUUCUGUGAACAAUGCUCUUCCUUUUCAUGUUCUUAAACUAGAUGAAGUUGAUUUUGACCUUAAGUGAUCUGUAUGCAAGUUUGGAAGUCACUUUUUAAAAAGCUGGCUGGAGACGACACCCAAAUGAAUAGGACCUUCUGACGCAGCCAGCUCAAAAAGUGUGCCUGCUUUUGUUUUUGCUGUUGCUGGGGUUUGCCCAUUUGAAAAAAGAAUAAAUAAUUCUAAAAGCAAA